Molecule: messenger RNA, 6761 nt
Organism: Electrophorus electricus (electric eel)
Lineage: Eukaryota; Metazoa; Chordata; Actinopteri; Gymnotiformes; Gymnotidae
Gene: plxnd1
Product: plexin D1
Biological process (GO): semaphorin-plexin signaling pathway; regulation of cell shape; positive regulation of axonogenesis
Cellular component (GO): semaphorin receptor complex; plasma membrane
Molecular function (GO): semaphorin receptor activity; protein binding
Source: RefSeq, a predicted model, not a curated record
UAAAGGAAGCACGACUCCUUAUCACGUCAUUCCGUGUUCAGGCGUUCGGCAGGAAACAGUCUUUCCUCCCGGAUAGUUGCUGCGAGAGCGACGCGCUAUUUUCUACUUGCUCAAUGCUCCUCUCCGUCCAGAACCCGCGGAAGCCAGCCAGAAGGAAAAAUGCCUCCUUCUACGGAGAGAGUCUCUCUCACAACUCCUGCGUUGUUUCUCGCCGUUUUUCUCACGUCUCACUGGACUCUCCAUUCGCGUCCCGUCGGCGCGCUCCAGAUUCAACAGGCGUUCACCUCUCCGAAUGAGACAAAUAACUUUGUGGUGGAUGAGGUUUCGCGGAGGGUUUACCUGGCCACGGUGAAUUCGCUUUAUCAGUUAAAUGCCACGCUAGUAACAGAGGUGGAAAACGGCACGGGGCCGGUGAAAGACAGCAUGCUGUGCCAUGCGCCGCAGCUGCCCCAGGCACCGUGUGAACACGCCAAAACGCUCACCGAUAAUUACAACAAGCUCCUUGUUCUGGAUCGCGAGCAAAAGGUGCUUGUGACAUGCGGCUCGGUGUAUCAAGGUUUCUGUGAGCUUCGUAAGAUGGAUAACGUGUCGCAGAUCGCUGUGGAGUUUCCGAAGCCCAACGCAACUGUCUUCCCAAGUAUGCUCAACAUUGUCGCCAAUCACCCCAACGCGAGUACCGUUGGACUUAUCUUUCGGAGUCAAGAAGGUACCCCUCGGUUGCUCGUGGGUGCGACUUACACGGGUAUGGGAACAGAAUAUUUUCCAAAGAACCACAGCAAAGAGGACCUCCGUUUCGAGAACACCCCAGAGAUAGCGAUUCGAUCCUUAAAUACCAAAGACCUUAACCGGCUUUUCACCUACGACAUAAACCCCUCGGAAGACAACGUGUUUAAAAUCAAGCAGGAGGUAAAACCGAAAAACAAACUUAGCUUCGUCCAUGCCUUUACGCAGAAGAGUUACUCCUAUAUAGCCAUAAAUAACGACGCCAACACCGGUUUGAAAGAGAGCCAACCCAACAGUAUACUGGCACGCAUCUGUCUGGAUACAGACGGAACCCGCAAGUCCACUUCGGAGAGCAGAAAGCUCACGGAAUCGUACAUCCAAAUGGGUCUUAAGUGCGGCGCGAACGGGGAUAUUUACAAUCGAAUCGUUUCGGUUUUUCCAGCGGAGAUCAACGUGGAGGACCGCGCGGGUGUGGAGCCUUACCUGUUCGGAGUCUUCACUAAGGCCAACAGAAAGUCGGCGCUGUGCGCGUUCCGAUUUGCGGAUAUUGAGGAGACUAUUCGCCAGGGCCGGCGCAACUGUUCCAACGGACCCAACAGCGACGUUCAGGUGCUGGACAGCGUCAUUCAGGGAUCCGGGGCAGAGUGCGAAACUAAAGUAAAGGUUGUGCUUCAGCCGGAGCUCCUGAACUGCGGCGCCGCUCACCUACAGCACCCGCUGGCCCUACGGAAGCCACUAAGCGCUGCCCCGCUGUACGAAGCGUCCGGCCUCAGCUCCGUCGCGGUGGACAACGUCCACAACCGCACCGUGGUGUUCCUGGGCACCGUCAACGGGAGGCUGCACAAGCUGUCCCUACUGCGGAACCUCUCCGUGGCAAAUAAGUGGUCAUUACGGCUCCCCGCUGGUGAAUCGGUGCAUCACAUUAUGACCUUUGACCCCAAUGACAGAGACUACUUAUACCUCAUGACCACGCACCAUCUCUUAAGGGUCCAAGUGGCUGUGUGUGGCCAGUACACCUCGUGCAGUGACUGCCUCAGUGCCUGCGACGCUUUCUGUGGCUGGUGCACACUUGAAAGCAGGUGUUCCAUUCAGAGGGAGUGCUCCAGUGGUGGGGUUAGCCGCUCGUGGAUUAGCCUGAAGGAGGGGCCACAGCAGUGCCCUUCAAUGACCUUUACUCCACCAGAGUUCAGUACAACCACAGACAUUAAGAAUGUGGGGAUUUUGGUUAAUGGAAGCAUUCCUGACUUGGAAGGUCUUGGUCUCGAAUGUGACUUUUGGGUCAACAUGACAACGGUUGUCACGGGGCACCUGAAUGAUGGCCCUUCCAAAAUUCAGACUUGCCCCUUGCCUUCUGCCGACCAAUUUCCAAAGAUUCCUGUGGAGAGGGACCACAUCUCUGUUCCCGUGGCGAUCAAGGUGAAAGGCAUCUCCGUGGUUUCAGGAAGACUCAUCAUCUAUGACUGUGGAAGGACAGCAGAUAUCCAUCCAAAUACUGCAUGUACGAGCUGUCUGAGCACUAAGUGGCGGUGUUACUGGGACCAGCAGAGCAACGCAUGUAUUUCAGAUAAAGACAACGUCCAGGGUAUGGUACUGGAGAAUGCCGAUGACUGCUCCCAAGUCAUGGACAAGCAGUUCAGCCCUUGGCCUACAGGAAGCACCCAGGACAUCACCCUUUACCUCAGUAAUGUGGAGCAGGGUACAGAGCUAAACUGUGACUUCGGAACUGGGCGGUCGUACGAAGCUCACUGGCUGGAUGGCCGGUCAGCUGUGAAUUGCAUGAGAGUGACACUGAGCACCACAGAGAGAAGUGAGACAUUCCAACUCAGACUUCAGAGGAGAGGACAAGAUAAAUAUAUAGACAGUCCAAAGCCAGUCACAGUGGAGGUAUACAGCUGCAGUGGGGGCGAUAGUGAUUGCUCUCAGUGUUGGGGCCGAGAGCAGCAGGGGCACCUGUGCGCCUGGUGUGACAACAGCUGUCGUCCGCGACAACAGUGCCAGCCAAUCGGACUGCAGUGUCCUGACCCCUCCGUCCACAAGAUCCAGCCCCUGAAUGGUCCGUUAGGGGGAGGAACACUUCUCACGGUGCAGGGAAGGAACCUUGGGCGUGGGUCUGCAGAGGUGAAGGUCACUAUUGGGGAUGUACCUUGCGACCUGCUGCCAGAUCGCUACACUGUUUCAACCGAGUUGGUGUGUAAGACUGGGGCCUCUUCAAAAGUAGCGUCGAACAAGGUUGAAGUCAGAGUUAAUGGAAAUGCAAUGGGUCAUUCAAAGGAGGCCUUUUCAUAUGUGGAGCCCAAGCUGGAUGACCUGAUGCCCAGAUAUGGGCCCCUGGCUGGGGGCACCCGACUCACCAUCAGGGGUGCAUCCCUGAAGGCUGGAUCGGCUGUUAAAGUAAAGGUUAAUGCCACUCAGGACUGUGAAAUUGACAGGCUAUCAGGUGAUGUCAUCGAGUGUGUGAUGCCACGAGCCGUGCCUGAUUUUGCAGACAACGUGACUGUGUGUGUGGAGUAUGACGGCAUGCCAUGUGAGAGGCGUCUCAGCGGCGUGUUCUUCUAUGAAAAAAAUCCCACAAUCAGCACUGUUAAACCUAACAAAAGCUACCUCAGUGGUGGGCGUCUUAUCUCCGUGAUUGGUCAAAGUUUUCAUCUGGUCCAGACAGCCAGAAUGGAUGUGAUGGGCGUUGGCGAAAUAGUUUGCUCUAUCCCAUCGUCUACUCUUAUUCUCUGCCGCUCCCCUGCUGCCGGCCAAUCCCAGCAGGUCGUAGCCCAGUUCUACUUGAAUGGGAUUUUGUACAGAGGGGAUGGCCACACCUCCUCUGGGCUGGCCCUGGAUGAGGAGGAGGAGUCACACGGAGGCCACUUCCUGUUUGAGUAUGUUGAGGACCCUCAAUUUUAUACAGCCAACAAGGAGAAACUUAUCAAGCAUCAUCCUGGAGAACCUCUUACACUUAUCAUAAAUAAAGGACCCAGCGAGCUGGACCUGACCGAGGACGAAUACUCUGUUAUGAUUGGGUCCGAUCGCUGUGACAUCAGCUUCAAUAACAAGCAGAUGUUCCACUGUACCAUCAAUAGAACUCUGAGCUUCAGGACCGGUGACCUGCCCGUCACUGUGCGGGUUGGUGACUUCCAGAAGGUGAUUGCGGUGGUUCAGAACGGUGGCAAUGAACUGGCUAUUAUUGUCACUGUGGCAGUCUGCUGUGUGCUUCUGCUGUUGUGUACUGUCGCUCUGGUGGUAUAUUGUACUAAGAGCCGGAGGGCAGAGCGAUAUUGGCAGAAGACCCUCUUACAGAUGGAGGAAAUGGAGUCACAGAUCAGAGAGGAGAUUCGCAAAGGGUUUGCAGAGCUCCAGACAGAUAUGACUGACCUGACGAAGGAGCUGAACCGGAGCCAGGGUAUUCCUUUCCUGGAGUACAAGCAGUUCGUUACCCGCACGUUCUUCCCUAAGAUGUGUUCAGACUAUGAGAGAAGCCUGGUUCAGCCCGUGUAUAAAAAUGACCCACUGGGACCGAGAGCGCUGCCAGAAACUCACCCACUACUACAGGAAUGGCAGCCCCCCAACACCACCAGGCCCAACAUGGAGGAGGGUAUCACGCUCUUCUCUACUCUCCUCAAUAACAAGCACUUCCUCGUCACCUUUGUUCACGCGCUGGAACAGCAGAAGGACUUCGCCGUUCGAGACAGAUGCAACCUGGCCUCGCUGCUCACUAUCGCCCUCCAUGGCAAGCUGGAGUACUACACCAGCAUCAUGAAGGAGCUCCUGGUGGACCUGAUCGACGCCUCUGCCUCCAAGAACCCCAAGCUCAUGCUGCGCCGCACCGAGUCCGUGGUGGAGAAGAUGCUCACAAACUGGAUGUCCAUCUGCAUGUACGGCUACCUCAAGGAGACGGUCGGCGAGCCGUUCUUCCUGCUCCUAUGCGCCAUCAAGCAGCAGAUCAACAAAGGCUCCAUAGAUGCCAUCACGGGCAAAGCACGCUACACGCUGAAUGAGGAGUGGCUCCUCAGGGAGAACAUCGAGGCCAAGCCACUGAACAUAAAUGUGUCAUUCCAAGGCUUUGGAAUGGACUCGGUGAGUGUGCGUGUGAUGAAUACGGACACCAUCUGUCAGUUGAAGGAGAAGAUUCUAGAAGCCUUCUAUAAGAAUCUGCCCUACUCCCAGUGGCCUCGGGAAGAAGAUGUUGAAUUAGAGUGGUUUCCUGGGGUAGGCUGCAGGAGCAGAAUUCUUCAGGACCUGGACAACACCUCUGUAAUGGAGGAUGGCCGGAAGAAGCUCAACACAGUGUUUCACUACCAGAUCCCUGAGGGAGCAUCACUGGCCAUGAGCAUGAAAGACAAAAGAGAAAACACACUGGGCAGAGCCAAAGACUUGGACACAGAGAAGUAUGUUCAUCUGGUCCUACCCCAUGAUGAGCUCACAGAGAUGAAGAAGUCUCAUAGGCACAGUCACAGGAAAAAGGUGUUGCCCGAAAUUUACCUGACCCGCCUCCUCUCUACUAAGGGAACGCUGCAGAAGUUCCUGGACGACCUGUUCCAGGCCAUCCUCAGCAUCUCGCAGGACAGGCCGCCCCUGGCCGUGAAGUACUUCUUCGAUUUCCUGGAAGAGCAGGCAGACAAGCGCGGGAUCACCGAUCCAGACACGCUGCACAUUUGGAAGACCAACAGUUUGCCUCUGCGUUUCUGGGUGAACAUUCUGAAGAACCCCCAGUUCGUGUUUGACAUCGAUAAGACAGACCAUAUGGAUGCGUGUCUGUCUGUCAUAGCGCAGGCUUUUAUCGACGCAUGCUCCAUCUCUGACCUACAGCUGGGGAAGGACUCUCCCACCAAUAAGCUGCUGUAUGCUAAAGAGAUUCCAGAGUAUAAGAAGAGAGUGCAGUCCUAUUACAAGCAGAUCCAAGACAUGCCUCCCCUUAGUGAACAGGAAAUGAACGCCCACUUGGCUGAGGAGUCACGGAAAUACAGGAAUGAGUUCAACACCAAUUUAGCCCUUACUGAGAUCUACAAAUAUGCCAAGAGAUACCGCACUCAGGUGGUGAAUGCGCUGGACUCCAACCCCACCGCCAGGCGUACCCAGCUGCAGCACAAGUUUGAUCAGGUCAUUGCCCUCAUGGAAGACAACAUCUAUGAGUGCUGCAGCGAAGCCUGAGCCCUGGCCAAUCCAAAUCCUUCCUCGUCGGCUCAGGGCCAACACCCUCAGCCAAUGAAAAUGCAAACCGCAGCACAAGCAAACUGUGUAGUGAUUGACUAUAAAACAAUGGGCAUAACAAAACACAAACAAAUACAUAAAAUUAAUUAAUGAAUUAAAAAUCAAGGGAAACAAUACAAAAAAACAUUUGUUGCUAUGGCUGGCUUGGGAUUGGUAAUUGAUAUUGAUAUUGAUAUGCAAUCUAAUCUAAUUUUGCCUGUUCACAUAAGACGGACUGAUUUCGCUUCAUUUUGUAUUUGGAGGCUGUUGAAAUGUGGACAUAUGGGACCAGGAGUUCCUGCAGUUACUCCACGCACUGACCCCACUCUGGGGAAGAGCCAAUGAUGCACUGGACUGUAUAGUAAAAAAUUCCAUAGCAAUAUUUAUAGCUUUGUGUAUGAUUUUUAUAGUCAUAAGUUCAUUGUGAAAAGAAUGAGAUAUUGGAGAAUCCUCAUAGUUUGUACUGUUCAAAGGUUACAUUAAAUGGAAGGCUGCAGUGGUCAAAUCCGAUGUGUUGUCAUGCCAAUGUUACAUUUCUAUUAAUUUUUUGUGUUUAGUGUUCAAGGGGGAAAAAAAAAAAAAGAUUUGAUGGUAUUAAGACGUAAUCUUCACAGGGGUUUGAACACUGGAGCCUACAAAAGCAGUGGCUUUGAGAUUCGCAGGUUGUAGGUAUGAGGAGAACAUAGCUGCAGACUAUUUGAAAGGUUUUAGAAAAGCUUACUGGUUUAGAUUCUGAACCAAUCAUGACUAUUAUGGAUUUUUGUGUCUAAUAGUCUGCUGAGAUAGGUGUAAGUUGUAUUGUUUUUGCUUUUGUGGACAAAGAGGGAAAUUUUAUCAAAUAAACCUAUGAAAUAUACUAA